GAAUUAUUGGCGGCAGUCAUCAUCAGUAUUAUGGACCGUGUUGUUCUGCGUACUGUUACACAACUGUUUCAGGAAGUUAUGCAUUGGCUGUAAUGUAUAAAUCGCACUGUACAUAAACACUGGGGAGUGUGGUAAGAAGACAAGUCCAGCAAUAGCGUCGGAAUCCAAGUGGCGAGCCGUGAGUGCCUAAAUGUGCAGUGUUGCCUCACACGUGAUGGAACUGCUGCUGCCAUACCACUCGUAAAUAAAGCGAGCAAUACCUUUGCGGACGUCGUGCCUUGUUGAUGAUAUUGGGACAAUAUGGGACAAAAUCGCAAGAAAGGUCCAUCACUCUCCAAAGAGGAGCUACGAAUGCUUACUGUUGGGGAGAUUGUACAGGAAUUAAUAAAAGCACAGCAGGAAAAACGGGAUGUGAAUCUUAAUAAGUUGAAGACACGGAUAUCAUCUAAAUAUGGCCUGCAGUCCUCACCAAGGCUAGUGGACAUCAUAGCUGCUGUACCUCAAGAACACAAGAAAGUUCUUCUUCCAAAAUUGCGUGCAAAGCCUGUUAGAACUGCAUCCGGAAUUGCAGUGGUGGCUGUGAUGUGUAAACCUCAUCGUUGCCCUCAUAUCAAUAUGACUGGUAACAUAUGUGUCUACUGCCCAGGGGGACCUGAUUCUGACUUUGAAUAUUCCACUCAAAGCUACACUGGUUACGAGCCCACCUCUAUGAGGGCUAUCAGGGCUCGGUACAACCCAUACCUGCAAACAAGGCAUAGGCUAGAGCAGCUGCAGCAACUUGGACACAAUGUUGACAAAGUGGAGUUCAUCAUUAUGGGUGGAACCUUCAUGGCUUUACCUGAGGACUAUCGUGAUAACUUCAUUUUGAACCUUCACGAUGCACUCUCUGGACACUCAUCCUCCUCUGUUGCUGAAGCUGUCAAAUUCUCAGAACGCAGUUCAACAAAGUGUAUAGGUAUCACCAUUGAGACUCGUCCUGACUACUGUCUCAAGCGCCAUCUCUCUGAUAUGCUGCGUUAUGGCUGCACCCGCCUGGAAAUUGGAGUGCAGUCAGUCUAUGAGGAUGUAGCCAGAGACACAAACAGAGGACACACAGUGAGGGCUGUCAGCGAAAGCUUCCAUUAUUCUAAGGAUGCUGGCUUCAAGGUGGUUUCCCACAUGAUGCCAGAUCUCCCAAAUGUGGACUAUGAGCGGGAUGUGGAGCAGUUCAUUGAAUUCUUUGAGAACCCAGCAUUCCGGCCUGAUGGAUUAAAGAUAUAUCCCACCCUGGUUAUUCGUGGGACUGGUCUCUAUGAGCUAUGGAAGACAGGUCGUUAUAAGAGCUAUCCCCCUAAUACCCUGGUGGACCUGGUGGCCACCAUCCUGUCAUUGGUGCCCCCAUGGGUGCGAGUCUACAGAGUUCAAAGGGACAUACCCAUGCCACUUGUCAGCUCUGGUGUGGAGCAUGGUAACUUACGAGAGCUGGCCUUGGCACGUAUGAAAGACCUGGGAACAGAGUGUCGAGAUGUACGCACAAGGGAAGUUGGCAUACAAGAAAUCCAUCACAAAGUCCGUCCCUAUGAGUUGGAGCUUAUCCGGCGUGAUUACAUGGCUAAUGGAGGCUGGGAAACCUUUCUUUCUUAUGAGGAUCCACAGCAGGACAUCCUGGUUGGGCUGUUACGUCUUAGAAAGUGUUCUGAACAUACCUUCAGACCAGAGUUGGUGGGUGGUGUGUCAGUGGUGAGGGAGCUACACGUGUAUGGAUCUGUAGUGCCAGUUAGUGCUCGAGAUCCCACCAAGUUCCAGCAUCAAGGCUUUGGCACACUGCUCAUGGAGGAAGCUGAAAGAAUUGCUAGGGAAGAGCAUGGUUCACAGAAGAUUGCAGUCAUCUCAGGUGUUGGUACCCGUAACUAUUACAGAAAACUGGGCUACCAGCUGGAUGGUCCCUACAUGUCCAAGGUUCUGUAGCUGUGUCUCUGGUAUGGUUUUUGUACUUUUUAUUCACAUUAACUUUGAUUUUAAAGCACUAUAUUAUAAAUACACAGAUAAACACAACACACUUUUGCACACAUACAUGUAAGCACACACACACACACACACACACACACACACACACACACACACACACACACACACACACACACACAUUACUCAUUAAGUCAAUUAAGUCAAUCUGUAAUUAUCAUUGUAUUUGGAUGUAUUUGUAUUUUUAUUCAAAUUAUUGUUAUUGAAAAUCAAAGUAUUUUCUUAUAUUUUAAUACUUGGGAAAAGUAUUCAUGUUCUUCAAAUAAUCAGAUAUUUAAAAAAUUAUUCCUUACAACUCAUAUGUCCUGAUUGGACACAUAUGAAGGAAUCUAUUAUAACAACAUGUGUAGUACAGGUUCACAGAGUGUCCGAUCAGUAUCAGGAGUCAGUUCUGCUAACAUUUCCCUGUGGACAACAACUAGGUAGUCUGGUUUGAGACAGACUCAUUGUUGAAUUUUCUCUUCUCUCUCUCUUACAUGUACAAGUGUUGUAGUGUCCAUGAAGUUCCAGUGAAUUUACUGUCCAUAUAAACAAUAUGCAAGCAA
Molecule: messenger RNA, 2549 nt
Organism: Scylla paramamosain (green mud crab)
Lineage: Eukaryota; Metazoa; Arthropoda; Malacostraca; Decapoda; Portunidae
Gene: Elp3
Product: elongator complex protein 3
Exons: 11
Coding region: 301-1947 (548 amino acids)
Biological process (GO): tRNA wobble base 5-methoxycarbonylmethyl-2-thiouridinylation
Cellular component (GO): nucleus; elongator holoenzyme complex; cytoplasm
Molecular function (GO): acyltransferase activity, transferring groups other than amino-acyl groups; iron-sulfur cluster binding
Source: RefSeq, a predicted model, not a curated record